ACGGUAGAAGUUCGAUAAACUUCGAAGCCAGGCACCAAUACCAGCAAACAAACACUUCACUGCUCUAGAUCCGCUGAGCAGCGAUGGCGGAGGUCGAGGCCUCCACGACGGCCAGCGGCGGCGACCGGCUCCGGAAGGCCUCCGCCGGCGUGCUGUGUGCUUUCACGCUCCUCCUUAUCGGCGUCCUCGCCUUCUCGAUCCGCCUCUUCUCCGUGGUCAAGUACGAGAGCGUGAUACACGAGUUCGAUCCCUACUUCAACUACCGCGUCACCCAGUUUUUGUCAAAGAGUGGAAUCUAUGAGUUUUGGAACUGGUUUGAUGACCGAACAUGGUACCCCCUUGGACGUGUAAUUGGUGGCACCGUCUAUCCUGGUUUGACACUGACAGCUGGCACAAUGUGGUGGUUGCUAAACUCCGUUAACAUCCCAUUGUCGGUGGAGACCGUCUGCGUGUUCACUGCCCCGAUUUUUUCGGCAAAUGCUUCCUGGGCAACUUAUCUGCUGACAAAGGAAGCAAAGGGUCAUGGGGCUGGUUUAAUGGCUGCAACUAUCUUAGCAAUGGUCCCCUCAUACAUUUCAAGAUCUGUCGCAGGCAGCUACGAUAAUGAAGCUGUAGCCAUAUUUGCUUUAAUAUUUACAUUUUAUCUAUAUGUAAAGACGCUAAACACGGGAUCACUCUUUUAUGCAACGCUUAAUGCUCUCUCCUACUUUUACAUGGUCUGUUCCUGGGGAGGCUACACAUUCAUCAUCAACCUUAUCCCAAUGCAUGUUCUCUUGUGUAUUAUAACUGGUCGUUACUCUUCACGACUUUACAUUGCUUAUGCUCCCUUUGUUGUACUGGGAACACUUCUGGCAGCGUUGGUGCCUGUGGUUGGGUUUAAUGCAGUAUUGACAUCGGAGCACUUUGCAUCAUUUCUGGUGUUUAUAAUCCUCCAUGUGGUUGCUCUAGUAUAUUUCAUCAAAGGACUUUUAACUCCUCGUCUGUUCAAACUGGCCAUGACAUUUGUACUAACAGUUGGUUUAGCCCUUUGUUUCGCGGCAGUAGCGAUACUUGUUGCAUUGGUGGCAUCUAGCCCAACAAAAGGUUGGAGUGGGCGCAGUUUGAGCCUACUUGACCCAACCUACGCAAGCAAGUACAUCCCUAUCAUUGCUAGCGUGAGCGAACAUCAACCACCCACCUGGCCGUCUUACUUUAUGGAUAUCAGUGUGCUAGCCUUCUUAGUUCCUGCUGGGAUCAUAUCAUGCUUCUUACCUUUAUCCGAUGCAAGCUCAUUUUUGGUUCUGUACUUGGUAACUUCAGUGUAUUUCUCUGGGGUAAUGGUACGACUUAUGCUUGUCCUUGCCCCUGCUGCAUGCAUUCUGUCUGGGAUUGCUCUAUCAGAAGCUUUUAACGUCCUCACACGAUCAAUGAAAUUUCAGCGUCCAAGAUCAGAUGAUGGCCUUCCUGCUGCAGAGGAUAUUACUCCAGGGACUUCAAGUACUGCAGCGACUAUCGCUAAAAAUGGGAAUAUAACAAAAGAAAAAACAGAAAAUGUUUCAAAGGGAAGACCAUCGAAGAAGAAUCGGAAGGAGAAAGAAUGGGUGGGCAGUUCUCCUGUUAGGCCUGGCAUGGAGGAGAAACUUUGUGUACUGCCUGCCGAAGCAUCGGCCAUGGGUAUACUGUUCCUCAUCAUACUUUGUGGACUUUAUGUGGUCCACUGUGUAUGGGCAGCUGCAGAAGCAUACUCUGCACCCUCGAUUGUGCUGACAUCUCGUUCACACGAAGGGUUGCAUGUUUUUGAUGAUUUCCGUGAAUCUUAUGCGUGGCUGCGCCAUAACACAGAAGUAGACGAUAAGGUUGCAUCAUGGUGGGACUAUGGUUAUCAGACAACUGCAAUGGCCAACAGGACUGUGAUUGUAGAUAAUAAUACCUGGAAUAACACACACAUAGCGACAGUUGGGACAGCAAUGUCAUCCCCAGAAAAGGCAGCAUGGGAAAUCUUCAAUUCCUUAGAUGUCAAAUAUGUGCUUGUUGUCUUUGGAGGGCUUAUUGGCUACCCAAGCGAUGAUAUUAAUAAGUUUCUCUGGAUGGUUCGAAUCGGAGGUGGUGAAUUCCCUCACAUUAAGGAAGAGGAUUACCUUAGGGAUGGCAACUACCGUGUUGAUGCUCAGGGCACUCCAACCAUGCUGAAUUGCCUCAUGUACAAGCUUUGUUAUUACAGAUUUGUUGAGACUGAUGGUAAGGGAUUUGAUAGAGCGAGAAGAUAUGAAAUAGGAAGGAAACAUUUUAAACUGACCCAUUUUGAGGAGGUUUUUACAACCCACCACUGGAUGGUUAGGAUUUACAAACUGAAACCGCAAAAGAACAGGAUCCGAGGAAAAUUGAAACUGAAAUCCAGUUCAAAAGCAAGCUCAAUGCGCAAAGGUGCUGGCAAGAAGAACCCAUGGCAAUAGUCGAAUAGAGAUCAACAUAGACGGUGUUGCGGUUAACAGUAGCUCACUCUUACGUCUGAAAAACCACACAAACUCACUAUUCGGCUUGCCCAACGUACCAAACUUUUUCGAGAAUACACUCGCGAUCUGUGCCAAUGAAACUUGUUUAUAGGUUCUGUAGUGCAAGGAUGAGAGUUUUAUCCCAGCUGUAGGAGAUUCCAUUUGCUGUCUAGCUAUUGAGUGAGGACCACAUGAUCAAUAGAAAUUUAGAAUGAUGUCCACGAGUAAAGCAUUGAAGAAAGUUGAACAACUUACGUGCUGUAUUUACGUACUGAGGUUCACCAGUGCAUGUUACUAGCUCGAUAUAUAUUUCAGUUUGCCGUA
This is a messenger RNA of Lolium perenne, 2795 nucleotides long. RefSeq names its product dolichyl-diphosphooligosaccharide--protein glycosyltransferase subunit STT3A. The record is from RefSeq and is a predicted model, not a curated record. Lineage: Eukaryota; Viridiplantae; Streptophyta; Magnoliopsida; Poales; Poaceae. Gene Ontology annotation, molecular function: oligosaccharyl transferase activity. Gene Ontology annotation, cellular component: membrane.